AUGAUGAGAUUGAUAUGUUUUGCUACUUUACUCUCAGUUGUGUAUUCUGGAUAUAACUUGAACUCCUCCAAUUUUAUCAAAGAGGCAUCUACUAUUUCUGAGUUAGAAGAGUAUGAUUACAUUAUCGUUGGAGGAGGAACUGCCGGAUGUCCAUUAGCAGCUACACUUUCUGAGUAUUUCAAGGUACUUGUUCUAGAACGUGGAGGUUCACCAUAUAGAAAUCCAAAUAUUACACAACAAUCAAAUAUUGCAAAUGCCCCACGCCAAGACCCUGCAUUUCAACAAUUCACAUCUGAGGACGGGGUUGCUAAUCUUCGAGCAAAUGUAUUGGGUGGAGGGAGCAGUGUAAAUGGAGGGUUUUAUUCUCGUGCAGAGUUGAGCUUUCUUCGCCAAGCAAAGCUAGAUGAAACAACUGUGAAUAAGUCAUAUGCUUGGGUCGAAAAGGUUGUAGCAUUUGAACCAACUUACAAAAAUGCAUUUCAAGCUGCUACUCGUACUGCUCUUGUAACAGUUGGGGGUAUAAUUCCAGAGUAUAAUUUUACAUAUGAUGAUGUAAUUGGAACUAAGACAGCAGGAAUUACAUUUGAUCCCAAUGGACACCGCCAUCCAUCCCCAGAUUUGCUUUUUGAAUAUGCGAAUCCUCACAACAUUCUGGUUCUUUUACAUGCAACUGUGGAAAGGAUCAUUAUAAGAAAUAAAGGAUCCGCAAAGUUAGCAUUUGGAGUUAUGUUUAAAGACAAUAUUGGUCAAAUUCACACUGCAAUAUUAAAUGAGAAAACUGGAGGUGAAGUAAUAGUUUGUGCAGGUGCUCUUGGAAGUCCACAAUUACUAAUGCUAAGUGGAAUUGGCCCAAUAGAACAUCUUAAACCCCUUGGUAUUAACUUGGUACUGAAUUCUCCUCAAGUUGGAAAAGAGAUGAGAGAUAAUCCAUCAGGAGGUAUGGUAUUACUAUCUCCAAUUCCACUUGGUAAUUUUUGGAGUCCUCUUACUGUUGGAGUUGCAAGUGCUGGCUUUUUAGUGGAAACAAUGGGACUUGGAACUUCAGGUCAGCUUUUAGUGAAAGUUAAAGGUCCACAAUCUUUUGGAGAACUGCUUCUCAAAUCCAAAAAUGCAAGUGAAACUCCAUCUGUGAGGUUUAACUACUUUAAAAGCCCAGAGGAUAUACAAAGAUGUGUUGCUGGAAUAAACACCUUAGAGGAGAUGGCUUUAUCAAGUGUUUUUGCACCCUAUCGAUAUGAUAACCAAACGCUGCCAUCAGGAGGUACUGUUUUAUUGCCAAAUCGACGGAAUUCUUUGUUCCUAAAGAGCAUCAACAGCACUAUAGCUGAUUAUUGCAAGAAAAAUAUUGGAACAUUUUAUCAUUAUCAUGGUGGCUGCCUGAAAGGUGAAGUUAUCGAUGAUAACUACAAGGUUAUUGGUACCAAUAAUUUACGAGUUGUAGAUGGCUCUACGUUUAAAUCCUCUCCAGGGACAAACCCUCAAGCUACAGUGAUGAUGUUAGGACGAUAUGUGGGAACUAAAUUACUUCUGGAGAAAGAGAAAAAGAAAAAUAAAUGUUAG
Molecule: messenger RNA, 1560 nt
Organism: Selaginella moellendorffii
Lineage: Eukaryota; Viridiplantae; Streptophyta; Lycopodiopsida; Selaginellales; Selaginellaceae
Product: (R)-mandelonitrile lyase-like
Exons: 2
Coding region: 1-1560 (519 amino acids)
Molecular function (GO): flavin adenine dinucleotide binding; oxidoreductase activity, acting on CH-OH group of donors
Source: RefSeq, a predicted model, not a curated record